Molecule: messenger RNA, 4300 nt
Organism: Diceros bicornis minor
Lineage: Eukaryota; Metazoa; Chordata; Mammalia; Perissodactyla; Rhinocerotidae
Gene: VPS36
Product: vacuolar protein sorting 36 homolog
Exons: 14
Coding region: 31-1191 (386 amino acids)
Biological process (GO): protein transport to vacuole involved in ubiquitin-dependent protein catabolic process via the multivesicular body sorting pathway
Cellular component (GO): late endosome membrane; ESCRT II complex
Molecular function (GO): ubiquitin binding; phosphatidylinositol-3-phosphate binding
Source: RefSeq, a predicted model, not a curated record
CGAGCGGCGGAGGCCGGCCUGGCGGCGGCCAUGGACCGAUUCGUGUGGACCAGCGGCCUCCUGGAGAUCAACGAGACCCUGGUGAUCCAGCAGCGCGGGGUGCGCAUCUACGACGGCGAGGAGAAGAUAAAAUUUGAUGCUGGGACCCUCCUUCUUAGUACACACCGGCUAAUUUGGAGAGAUCAAAAAAAUCAUGAAUGCUGCAUGGCCAUUCCUCUUUCCCAAAUUGUAUUUAUUGAAGAACAGGCAGCUGGAAUUGGGAAAAGUGCCAAAAUAGUGGUUCAUCUUCAUCCAGCUCCUCUGAACAAAGAACCUGGUCCAUUCCAGAGUAGUAAGAACUCCUACAUCAAACUCUCCUUCAAAGAACAUGGCCAGAUUGAGUUUUACAGGCGUUUGUCAGAGGAAAUGACACAGAGAAGAUGGGAGAAUAUGCCAGUUUCCCAGUCAUUACAAACAAAUAGAGGACCCCAGCCAGGAAGAAUAAGAGCUGUAGGAAUUGUAGGUAUUGAAAGGAAACUGGAAGAAAAAAGAAAAGAAACCGACAAAAACAUUUCUGAGGCCUUUGAAGACCUCAGCAAGCUAAUGGUCAAGGCUAAGGAAAUGGUGGAGUUAUCAAAAUCAAUUGCUAAUAAGAUAAAAGACAAGCAAGGUGACAUCACAGAAGAUGAGACCAUCAGGUUUAAAUCCUAUUUGCUGAGCAUGGGAAUAGCUAACCCAGUUACCAGGGAAACCUACGGCUCAGGCACACAGUACCACAUGCAGCUGGCCAAACAGCUGGCUGGAAUAUUGCAGGCGCCUUUAGAGGAACGAGGGGGAAUAAUGUCACUCACAGAGGUGUACUGCUUAGUAAACCGAGCUCGAGGAAUGGAAUUGCUCUCACCAGAAGAUUUAGUGAAUGCAUGCAAGAUGCUGGAAGCGCUGAAAUUACCCCUCAGGCUCCGAGUUUUUGACAGUGGCGUCAUGGUAAUCGAGCUUCAGUCCCACAAGGAAGAGGAAAUGGUGGCCUCAGCCUUGGAGACAGUUUCAGAAAAGGGAUCCCUAACGUCAGAAGAGUUUGCCAAGCUUGUAGGAAUGUCCGUCCUCCUGGCCAAGGAAAGGUUGCUUCUUGCAGAGAAGAUGGGCCAUCUUUGCCGAGAUGAUUCGGUGGAAGGCUUGCGAUUUUACCCGAAUUUAUUUAUGACACAGAGCUAAAGGUUUUGUAUUUGAAAUACUUCUUGUCCAUACACUUGCAUCAUGUGGAGGUUGUCUGACAUUGAGCUAAGGGUAAACCCUGAUAAACUGAGCAUUUACUGGAACUUUGCAGUAUAAUAUAAAACCCUUUUAAUUUCUCCAUAAAUAUAAUGGUUCAGGAAGUUUAUUUAGGAUAAAUAUAGGAAAAUACAGAAAAAUGAAUGCCAAUGUGAAUUUGAAAUCAUGCUACAGUUGUAAAGAAUCCUCAGAGUUUAACUUGAAAUAUGAUGGAUUUUAACUUGAUCCUCAAAUCUGACCAUUUUUUAAAGAAGGGAAUUUAGUUCACGGGGGGAAUAAAGGAGAAGUUGCAUGUUUGGACAGGUUAGGUCAUUAUUUUGGUGUGACUAAAAUUCACUGAAUUAUAAAUGAGGUUUUUUUCUGUAUCUAAUGUGCCCAUUUUGGGGGGUUUUCAUAAGCAGGUCAUACCUAUGGUGUAGCUGAAGAACCUGCCAACAUUGGAACAAAAUAUCAAACUGCAGAGUGCCAAAUGAGGCUCCUCCUAAGGGCUUUUCUUUAGAAGCAGUCACAAGCAUGUCUUCAACAGACCAAAUAAAGCACUUAAAAAAGGAGAGAAUUUUAUUUGACUUACGUAUAUAUAAUCUGAGUAGUUUCUUUCUUUCUUUUUUUUUUAAGUGAUGAUUUCAUAGCUGGCAUUUAAAGAAUGCAACUAUGUCAUUUUGUUUAAAAAAUGCGGUGGAUUUUGAAACUGCAUUAAAGAGCUGUGUAGACAUGCCCAGAGAUAUGAUUACAGAUUUGGGGAGUAGACGGCUCAGGAGUUCCCUAGGAUUGUUGUGUAGGCCGAGGGGCCGGGAGGACCUUUAACUAGCUUACCAGGGACCCUGGUGCUCUUUGACCUCGAAGUCAAGGACAGGAACAUAGAGAGUGGAAAAGUAACAUCUUCUUUUCCUUCCCUUAGGGAGUUUCAACACUGAACUUUUAAAAAUCUUUCUAUCAUAUUCUAGCAAUAUUUUUUUUUCUUUACCCCACACAUCAUAAGUUGUGUGGAGAAACUAUCUCGCUAAAAACUAUUACUGAGGUAAUAAAAACCAGCUAAUAUUGAAUUUAUAUUGAGUUUUUAAGCAGACUUGUCUGCCUUCAUAUGAUACCGCUAUACAGCAUACAGUGUGAUGGCAUUACCUCAAACUCAGGGACCCCACAGGGACAGAGGAGACCCUCUUUCUCAGACUGAGUUGGUAGUGGAAGGUAGGGAUGGUUUUUGGCCACACCUCUGAAAGGGAUAGUAUCUAUAUUGAGAGAACUGCUGAGACCGGGAGGAGGGGAUACCCAGGUCCACAGUCUGGGAUCCCUAAGACGUUCUCACUGAGUGAGGUGGAGGGCCACUGCCAGAGGCUACUGCAGAUGCCCUUUGGGGAUGUUGCAGGACCCUGAGCUGCAGACCCAGGGAAUCCCUCCAAGUGCAGCCAGAGUCAGUCCCUGAUCCCUGCCAGAAAAGUGGCUGUCGCUGCUUCGCAUCUGCCAGUGUCAUGGGAAUGUUGUGGCCGAGGCAUCCUGCCUUAGUCUUUGUUCUCCAAAUCUGUCACUGAUUCUCCGUUGUGAUGAUAGAUCCCCUAAUUCUCCCACUGCUCAGCCUCAGGUUUGUUUUGGGGACAUUUCGGUGUCUGGCUGCCCAAGUCUUUUGGGCCAUUGUGUAAGCUUGUUUGUAUGUCACUCCUCUCUCUGGGUUGCACUCUUUCUCUCACACUGCUCUGGCAUACUUGCACGUGCACAUACACGCAUGUGUGCACACACACACACACACAGACUUACAUGAUAUCUUAUCUGGCUAAGGUUUUUAAAAAUUACAAAGAUAAGUAUGUGUUUCAGCAGUUGGAAUGAGUUGCCACUGAGGUUGUUUGAGCUACGGGAUCUAGCUCUAAUGGUUUGGAUUCAUUAUAGAAAACUCCCAUAAUUCAACGUAUUGAUUUACAUUAGUGUCACAACGCAUUAACAAAAAUGGAACAAUCUGAAUAGUAUAAAGUGAACUAAAGAGGAAAAAAAGUAACAUGAAUAUAUUUUGCAAAUGUCACAUUAACUAAAAAACAAAUAUGAUUGAUUUUACUGUUUUAUUUUUAAAGUGGGCAUUCUUCACUGUUUCCAGACCUCUGUAUGUAUAUUUUUAUCUCUUUUCUUUUUUUGCCAAAUAAGAUGUUAUUUUGGUCCUCUGUUGGUAGAGGUUAUGUUUAAAUACAGCCAAUCAGGCCCUAAGUGUAAAAAAGUUCUUUCUGUAUUGGUGCUUACCACUGGUAUGGUUAUUAUUUUUGCUUUCCUAACUUUGCUCUUAGGAGCAUAAAUCUGUUUGUAGCUUUCAAUGGUAAUGGAAUAUUUCUAGUCAGAUACUGUCAAAAGUUUUUUUUACAUUGUACGAGUGAAGAUUGCUUUCAGGGUUAAAUGAUUGGUAUUAAUGUAUAUAGAGUAAAAUUAUUGCAAAAUUUAAAAAUGAUUUUUCUUGGUGUUCUUUUUAAAUACUCUGAAAAAUAUAUGAAAAUGAUAAACCUUUAGUCAGAAUAAGCGAAUAUGUUACAAUUUUUUCGUUUAGAUUUUAUAAUCAAGAGUUGAUUAUAAAUAUUUUUGAUCUCAAGCUCUUACUAUUUUAGUUGUUUUAAAAGAAUGGGAAAUGGCUCAUGAACUGUUUUUUCUAAUUCUUGCUGUGAAUUCCAGUGUUGAUUGACCAUGUGUGUUCAUGUGAAUGUACUGUCUCUUAUUCCCUGUUACCUGACGAAUCUGACCAGACGUGGAUUCAUCGUCAUCAUUCUCAUGCUCAGAUACUUAAAAUGGUUCUCCUUUGCCCAGCAAUCUCAGAGUUUUCAUUUUGGUACAGUAGAGACACAACUUAUAAGGUGGUCAGGUUUUAAAGACUGUGCUGAAGACUGCCUAGGGAUGAAAUCAUGCAUGCUCAAAAUGAUCCUUGAAAAUCGCUUAACUUGCCAAUAAAGUUCUCUGUAUAGUCUUAUAAUUAGAAUCCCUGUGGUGUGAUACAUGAGUAUAUUUUAUGAAUUUAGUAGGUACAGUAUGUAAUAGAAACUAUGUAUGAACAAUAGACUUUAUAGCACCAAUAAACUAUUUAAAUGCA